AUGAAAAACUUUGACGAUGAGCUAAACUUCCCUAAGAUGGAGGAGGAGGUGAUGGCGCUCUGGGAAAAGGUGGAUGCAUUCCGCGAGUCUCUCAAGCAAUCCGAGGGAAAGAAGGCGUACACCUUCUACGACGGGCCGCCGUUCGCGACGGGCUUGCCACAUUACGGUCAUCUGCUGGCUGGGACGAUCAAGGAUAUCGUUUGCCGUUAUGCCCACCAGACGGGGCACCACGUGGAGCGCCGUUUCGGGUGGGAUUGCCACGGACUCCCCAUAGAGUUUGAGAUCGACAAGGAGCUCGGCAUUAAGACUUCACACGAUGUGAAGAAAUUGGGCAUCGACAAGUACAACGAGGCAUGUGAGAAGAUUGUGAUGCGUUACUCCUCGGAGUGGCGCAAGACGGUGAGUCGCAUGGGACGCUGGAUCGACUUUGACAACGACUACAAGACCAUGUAUCUCUCGUACAUGGAGAGUAUUUGGUGGGUCUUCAGGGAGCUAUGGGAAAAAAAGCUCGUGUACCGCGGCUUCAAGGUGAUGCCCUACUCUACCGGUUGCACCACUCCAAUUAGCAACUUUGAGGCUAACUUGAACUAUAAAGAUGUGAGUGAUCCUUCUCUGAUGGUGACAUUCCGGACGAAGGAUGACCCGAACACCUACUUAAUUGCGUGGACAACAACGCCGUGGACGCUGCCGAACAACUUGGCCCUUUGUGUGCACCCCGACGUGGAUUAUGUGAAGGUACUCGAUGCCCGCACAAAGCGGCACUACAUCGUUGGUGAGUUGCGUCUUGGUGAAGUGUAUCCAAAAAGGAAGGGUGAUAAUAAAGGUGCAGAGGAACCACAGUACACAAUCGUCAGUCGCAUGAAGGGUAAGGAUCUUGUGGGGACCAGAUACGAACCAUUGUUUCCGUAUUUCAAAGAGGCAUAUGAGGCAAAGGCGUUCCGCGUGGUCAGUGACACGUAUGUGACAACAGACAGUGGUACAUGUGUUGUGCACCAAGCACCUGGAUUUGGUGAGGAUGACUACCGCAUCUGUAUCGCCAACGGUAUCCUGACCAAAGAGGAAGUGCUCUGCACUGUUGAUGAGAAUGGUGAAUUCACUUCCGAAGUGAAAGACUUCAGUGGCCGCUAUGUGAAGGAAGCUGAUUCGGACAUCCUCAAAUACCUGGAGGCACAUGGUCUGGUGCAUAGUAAAGGAUCUGUUGUGCAUAGCUACCCUUUCUGCUGGCGCAGUGAGACACCGCUCCUCUACAAGGCUGUUGAUUCCUGGUUUGUUAACGUGGAGUCGAUUCGCGAUCGUCUCUUGGCAGCUAAUGCCAAGACGGAGUGGGUGCCAGACUUUGUCAAGACACGACGAUUCUCCAACUGGCUGGAAGAUGCCAAGGACUGGAAUGUGUCCCGCAAUCGCUAUUGGGGCACGCCGCUUCCCGUCUGGCACAGCGAAGACUGGGAAGAGGUUGUGUGUAUUGGAAGUAUUGCAGAGCUUGAAGAACUUUCAGGUGUGAAGGGUAUCACCAAUAUUCACCGACAGUUUGUAGAUAAUAUCACCAUCCCGAGCAAGCGACCCGGAAUGCCGCCACUGCGACGCGUCGAGGUGGUGUUUGACUGCUGGUUUGAGUCUGGCUCAAUGCCGUAUGCGCAAUUCCACUACCCAUUUGAGAAGAAGGAGGACUUCCUGAAGAACCGUUUCCCAGCAGAUUUCGUGGCGGAGGGAUUGGAUCAAACGCGUGGUUGGUUCUAUACACUGCUCGUUCUUGGUGUUGCCCUUUUUGACGUCUCGCCAUUCAAGAAUGUUGUCGUCAAUGGCCUGAUCCUUGCAGAGGAUGGAAAAAAAAUGAGCAAGCGACUAAAAAAUUACCCGGAGCCGUCGAUUGUGAUUAAUACAUAUGGUGCGGAUGCGCUUCGUAUGUACAUGAUUAACUCGCCUGUGGUGCGCGCAGAGCCACUGCGUUUCCGCGAGCUGGGCGUCAAGGGUAUCGUCAAGGAUGUCAUGUUACCUCUCUUCAACGCGGCCAAGUUCUUCAUUGCUAAUGCCAAUUACUGCGUACAGGCCGGCGGAACUGUGUCUACUGAAAUUACCAGCUCCAAUGAAAUGGACCGUUGGAUUCUUGCUUCCACACAGACGCUGCAACAGUACGUGAGGCGGGAGAUGGAGAAAUACAAUUUGUUCAACGUCAUCCCUGGUGUUCUGCGCUUCGUGGUGGAUCUCUCCAACUGGUACGUCCGCAUGAACCGGCGUCGUAUGAAGAACACCGUGGAUCAGGAAGACCGCGCACAGGCCCUCUCCACAAUGCUGACGGUUCUUUCCUCUGUUACCCGCAUCAUAUCGCCUAUUGCCCCAUUCGUUGCGGAGGUUCUUUACCAGCGCAUUAAGCCACUCCUGCCAGCGGCACAGCAGGUGGAUUCUGUGCACUAUCUCAUGUUCCCCGAAGAUGACAUGAGCCGACACGACGAGGCCCUGGAGCGUGCCAUGACGCGCAUGAUUACCAUUGUGAACCUUGUGCGUGUGCUGCGGGACCGCAUGGUGAUCCCCAUGAAGCGGCCAGUCCGACAGGUCAUCAUUAUCCACCCUGAGGAGUCUUACCUGAAUGAUGUGCGCAAGGUGGCCGAGUACAUCAAGGAUGAGGUAAACACCUUUGAAGUAACCCUUUCUUCCGGUGACGAGUACGUCACGACCCAGCUGGACGCCAACAUGGAGGCGCUGGGAAAGCGCUACCGCAAGGAAGCUCCUCAGAUUCGCAAGGCCAUCCAGGCGAUGACACCGGAGUCGGUGGCGCAGUUCCUCAAGAAUGGACAGGUUGAGCUGUGUGGGAAAGACAUCUCACUCGACGACGUGAAGGUGCUGCGCAAAUUCAAGGAGGGCAUCACAGACUUCGAGAGCAACACCGAUAACGACGUGGUGGUGCUUGUUGAUAAGCGCGAGGACAAGGCUCUUGGAGAUUCGUGGCGAGCACGUGAGUUUGUGAAUCGUGUGCAGCAACUGCGCAAGAAGGCCAAACUCGUUGUGACGGAUAUGAUAGACGUCUAUUUUGAAGCCGAAGACGCGGAACUGACAAGCUCUAUUCUAAGCUGCGCGGAGCAGGUGGACAAGACGGUGAAGGGCAAGUGGGCGACGAUGGAGCACCUUCCAGCGGGUGCGAGGUUGAUUGCCGAGGAGGACAACUCCAUCUCCGGUGUCGGCAUUAGGAUUGUCUUCACGCAUCCAUGCUCUUGA
Molecule: messenger RNA, 3210 nt
Organism: Trypanosoma grayi
Lineage: Eukaryota; Euglenozoa; Kinetoplastea; Trypanosomatida; Trypanosomatidae
Product: putative isoleucyl-tRNA synthetase
Exons: 1
Coding region: 1-3210 (1069 amino acids)
Biological process (GO): isoleucyl-tRNA aminoacylation
Molecular function (GO): ATP binding; tRNA binding; isoleucine-tRNA ligase activity
Source: RefSeq, a predicted model, not a curated record